UUAUGUCUUUGUAUUCAGUCGGAUUAGGGUCAUCGGGGUUUAAAAAUGUCAAGCCGCCGGCCGAGCUGAGAUCUUCCGCAUUUCUCUACUAGAGAAUACUGGAGACGCGUGCACAUAGUGGAAAAGUUUUAAGAGUUUUCGAUCGGAGGAGCAGAGCAGAUUGGAAAUGGCGACGGAAUCGUCGGAGGGAGAAGAGGAAGUGAAGCUGACAGGAGGGAACCAGGUUUUAAUGGUCGACGACAAUCUCCGAGAAAUGGGGAAGAAGGCCGCUUGGAGCGUCAGCUCUUGCAAGCCCGGCAAUGGCGUCUCCUCUCUCCGCGACGACAAUCUCGACUCCUAUUGGCAAUCAGACGGCGCUCAGCCUCACCUCGUAAACGUUCAAUUCCAGAAGAAAGUAAAGCUCCAACUUGUUGUUCUCUAUGUGGAUUUCAAGCUAGAUGAGAGCUAUACGCCGUGUAAGAUAUCUAUUCGCGCCGGGGAUGGGUUUCACAACUUGAAGGAGAUUAAAACUGUGGAACUUGAUAAGCCAACUGGUUGGGUUUACAUAUCCUUGUCUGGAAACGAUCCAAGGGAAACUUUUGUCAAUACCUUUAUGUUGCAAAUUGCUGUGUUGUCUAAUCACCUUAAUGGGAGGGAUACUCAUGUUCGCCAGAUCAAAGUCUACGGGCCCCGACCGAACCCUAUUCCUCACCAACCAUUUGAGUUUACCUCGCGGGAGUUCAUUACUUACUCGUGUAUACGAUGAGACUGUAUACGAGCAAAUAUGAGUUGGGUGAGGAACCAUGUGAUCCGCGAGCCACAAUGAAAGUUUGAAGCAUGUAGGAUUUAGACACUCCAAAGUUUUACUGUAAAUCGGUAACAGAGGUUAGUUGACCCCUUUAAGUAUUUCCAAUAUGAAUUGAGCUGGGGAGUUAUUAUUUGGGUGCUUUAUGUCUUUGGUGCUCGUUUAUAGUCUGAGAAAUGGAGGAAUGUUCCAGGACUUAAACUGUGAUGUGCUAACUUUCUUGUAAGUGUCACUGCCCAUGAGGCUGCGUGAAUGUUCUGAUUGGUGGUUUUUCUAGGGGUAAUGUUUUCCUAGAAAUUGAUUCAAGAGAAUGACUAUAAGACGUUAUCUAUUAUCACGU
Molecule: messenger RNA, 1124 nt
Organism: Morus notabilis
Lineage: Eukaryota; Viridiplantae; Streptophyta; Magnoliopsida; Rosales; Moraceae
Product: anaphase-promoting complex subunit 10
Exons: 7
Coding region: 167-745 (192 amino acids)
Biological process (GO): anaphase-promoting complex-dependent catabolic process; protein K11-linked ubiquitination
Cellular component (GO): anaphase-promoting complex
Source: RefSeq, a predicted model, not a curated record